UAGAGAUGAGUGAAGAAGCACCAAAUGAAAAUGAAGAGAUGGUGACACAAUCACCAAGGCGACCUGCCAAAUUGAACGAGCGAAUCCUUUCAUCCUUGUCUAGGAGAUCUGUCGCAGCACAUCCAUGGCAUGAUCUUGAUGUUGGACCUGAAGCACCAAACAUUGUCAAUUGUGUUAUUGAGAUCACAAAAGGAAGUAAGGUCAAAUAUGAACUUGACAAGAAGACAGGAAUGAUAAAGGUUGAUCGUAUCCUAUAUUCAUCAGUGGUUUACCCUCACAACUACGGUUUUAUCCCUCGCACAUUAUGCGAUGACAAUGAUCCCCUCGAUGUCUUGGUCCUCAUGCAGGAACCAGUUCUUCCUGCUUGUUUUCUGAGAAUAAAGGCCAUUGGGUUAAUGCCAAUGAUUGAUCAGGGUGAGGCAGAUGAUAAAAUUAUAGCAGUUUGUGCUGAUGAUCCUGAGUACAAAUUUUACUCAGACAUCAAGGAACUCCCUCCCCAUAGACUUGCAGAAAUUCGCCGUUUCUUUGAGGACUACAAGAAGAAUGAGAACAAAGAAGUUGCUGUCAACGACUUUCUUCCUAAGGAGGCGGCCUAUGAGGCUAUCCAGCACUCAAUGGAUCUGUAUGCUGAAUACAUUAUGCACACUCUGAAGCGGUAGAUCAUACAAGUUCUUCUACAAAGUUCAGCAAAUAGUGUAGAUGUUGGGUUAAAAGGCGAAGGAGCUGAUAGUUUCUUCCUCCCAAAAUGUUAGAAGAAUGCUUAGAUACUCCUCUGCUUGUCGACUUCCAGAAAUCAGACGUCAGAUAUCAGAGUCUACGAGUUCUUUCUAUAUAUAUAUAUUUUGUGUAUC
Molecule: messenger RNA, 851 nt
Organism: Beta vulgaris subsp. vulgaris (sugar beet)
Lineage: Eukaryota; Viridiplantae; Streptophyta; Magnoliopsida; Caryophyllales; Amaranthaceae
Product: soluble inorganic pyrophosphatase 3
Exons: 8
Coding region: 6-659 (217 amino acids)
Biological process (GO): phosphate-containing compound metabolic process
Cellular component (GO): cytoplasm
Molecular function (GO): magnesium ion binding; inorganic diphosphate phosphatase activity
Source: RefSeq, a predicted model, not a curated record